This is a messenger RNA of Symbiodinium sp. CCMP2456, 2067 nucleotides long. The record is from the annotation of a GenBank genome assembly. Lineage: Eukaryota; Dinophyceae; Suessiales; Symbiodiniaceae.
AUGGUGAAGGACUCGGUCAGCUUUCUGGUUGGUCUGCUCGCCGAGGAUGCAGAUGCCUUGCAGGAAGCCCUGCUGCACGCUGGUUGGGAGUGUUGGUGGAAAGUCGUCAUGAGGGCCUUGAUAUUUGAUAAGGAUGUUGCUUGUCAGAUUCAUGUCAGACCCACUGCCCAGGAGACUCUGUUGGACGAGAUCAAUGGCCACGCUAUUGCUGGAGACGCCGCAGCCGCCAGAGCACAGUUCCAUGCGCAAGCUCCGAUGCCUGCGCCGCGGGUGCUGUGGAACACUGUGAUGAAGGAGGAUGCGUGGUGGUAUUGGGCCGGCUUUGCCAAGAUCUUCCUUGUCUGCUUUGUGAUGAGGUCCUUGGGGCCUAGGCCUACGCGAAUGCAGGCGACCUGCCUGGUGCCGAACAGUGGCUCAAGGAAUUUGAAGUAUGAGCUGAAGGCUGCCAGAGACUUCAAGGUCAAAGAGUUAGACAUGGAGUCUGCCAGCGUGGUGCCCAACGGCAAAACCUACGGCAAGCUCAUGGAGGCAGGCGACCCAGACUCUGCGGAGAAGUGGUUCGAGCACUCGACCCACACGCUUGGAUAUGGCUCCAACCGCAUGAAGCAUGAACAACCUGUUGAGACCUUGAGCCCUGCCGGCGACCCCCAGCGGGCUGCCCGUUGGCUUGCGGAGGCCCGUCGCGCCGAGCUAGCGCCGAAUCUCAUGUGGCUGGCGCGGAGCAAUGGCACCGACGGGCCGAAGCAGCCACAGAUGAACCGCUGGACAUCAUCGCCUAUACCGCUUGCUUGGAUGCCGCAGCCAGGGUCGGCGAUGCUGAUGCAGCACAGAGGAAGUGAUUAUGGCUUCAGCAAGAGGAACGGCCUUGGGACUUGCGGGGAUAAGGUGCAAGGCUUUAUUAUUGGAAUUGCUACUACCGCUACACUCCCGCUCCUGCUUCUGCUCCCACUACUGCCGCUGCCGCUACUGCUGCUGCUGCUGCUGCUGCUACUGCUGCUACUACUACUACUACUACUACUACUACUACUAGUACUACUGGUACUGUUGUUACUACUGCUACUGCUGCUACUACCACUGCUAACGCCACUACGACGACUUCUCCUUCGGCUACUACUCUACACCCGCGGCCUGCGCAGUUGGCUCCAGAAGCUGCAGGAGGCCAAAUUAUCUCCAAACGAGAUCGCCUUCAAUUCUGUCAUGGACGCCAACCUUCGUGCUGGGGACCUUUCCGGAGCCACCGAUUGGUUCUACAGAAUGGUGGCAUUGCAGCUGACCCCUUCGGUGGUCUCCUACAACCUGCUGAUCUCCGGAAAUGCCGGCGCAGGGAGAACAGAGAAGGCCGCAAAGCUUUUUGCAAAAAUGGUGAGUGCGCGGGUCCCUCCGGACAUAAUCUCGUGUAACGCACUGAUACAUGGAUGUGCCAAAGCGCGCAAGCCAGCGGAAGCUCAGCAGUGGUUCUCCAAGAUGAAAUCCCUGAGUCUCUCCCCGGAUGAAAUCACGUACACGAGCCUCAUCGAGAGCUGCACGAGGUCGGGCGACGUCAGAAGCGCUGACGACUGGCUGAAGACCAUGGUCGAGGCCCAAUUGAGCCCGGAUGAGGUUGCCUACACCUCUGUCCUGACAGGAUUUGCCCGCACUUCCGAUGUUGCAGAGGCACGGCGAGUGCUCUGCGACCUCAGAUCAGCACAACUUGAGCCCGACCUGGUCGCGUAUACCGCCCUGGCCAGUGCAUCCGCGAGGGCUGGCGAUCCAGAGGGUAUUCAGAAGGUCUUCUGUGAUAUCUAUGCUGCCGCCUUGCAACCGAACCUGCUUACGUGGACCGCCGCUAUCGCCGCCUGUGCACGGGCCCGGCCACCCCGCCCACGAGAAGCAGAACGAGCGUUCCAAUCGAUGCUCCGGCAAUCUCUCGAGCCGGAUGAGGUUGCGCUUCGGAGGCUCGAGGAGGCCGUCGGAUCCCAUCGUGUUGCUGUGCUUUGCCGCGGGCUGCGACUUCCAGGUGACGUGGUGAAAAGCACGCGAAGAGCAGCUGCAAAAGUUCGUUGGGACCAUGAGGAGCCGUCUAUUUAG